Molecule: messenger RNA, 1935 nt
Organism: Parastagonospora nodorum SN15
Lineage: Eukaryota; Fungi; Ascomycota; Dothideomycetes; Pleosporales; Phaeosphaeriaceae
Exons: 2
Coding region: 1-1935 (644 amino acids)
Source: RefSeq, a predicted model, not a curated record
AUGUCGACCGCCGCCGCAGCCAAACCGCCCGCUUCAGGCACCCCUCGGCGCGAGCCUGCUGCGAGGACCGCCUCGUCGUCGCCCGCAGCGGCGAACCGCACACCCACCCGGGGCUCAACCCCGACCACGAACGGCACUCCGGGCGCCGCCAGGAGGGGAUCUGUCCGCUCAGGUGCCAAUGGCGCACCUGUUUCUGCGCGCGCGUCGGUACGCAAGCCCGCUGCAUCGUCCAACCUGAGCAGCAACGCAUCGCAGGCCGAUACGAGCGACGACGACGCACGCGAGGAGCAGGCAGCCUAUCUCCAGGAACUCAAAGACCGGUUACAGAAGGCUGAGACCGAGGCCGAAGAGCGCAAGAAGACGUGCGAGGUGCUCAACUCGCGGCUAGAUGAAGCGCUUGCUGAGCAGGCGAAGCUCGAGGAGCGCGCCCACGAAGAGGAGGAGAAGGUGGAGUCGCUAGAGAAUGUGAAGCGCGAGAUCACACGCCAGCACCGAGAGCUUGAGGGCAUCUACGAGGCUGAGCGGGUGCAGGCGAUGAAGGAGAAGGAAGAGACGCAGUCACGGGAAGAGGAGUUGCAGGAGACGAUCCAGAGGCUCAAAGACGCCAUGGCAUCGAAGACUGCCUCGUCAGAGGGCGAGGAAGACCAUGUUUCGCGAGCAUCAAACUUCCGCAACAACCCCUCUCGCAGCAACUCGUCGCAGAACCUCGAGACCGCGGGGUCCUUUGCGCCCCCCUCUUCGAUCCAUCGCAGCGACUCCCGCAGCAACUCGAAGCUCAUUAACCAGAAGGACAAGAUUAUCGAAGGCCUGCGUCUCGAGCUCGCCGAAUACCAGGUCAAGCUUCUUGAAGUGGAGAACGCUGGCGGUGGACGCAUGGCUGAGCUGGAGAAGCAGCUGCUGGAGACACGCAUGACCAACGCACGUCUCAUGGAAGACAACGAGAGCUUCCAGCUCCUGCUGGGCGAGAAGACGCUGAACGGAGACCUGAGCCGCGGUGACUUCCUCCGCGAGUCGUCAAAUGGCGGAGACGUCACUCCGUCGCGCAACGGCCCGUCGACCAGCUUGGCCGAUGAGUUGGAGUCGGCUGAGGAAGGCGACGUUGAGGCUGUCCGCAAGCUCGAGUCUGAGCUCGCUGCAGCCAGGGGCGAGAACAAGGCUCUGACACUCUACAUCAACAAGAUCAUCGGCGUCUUUCUCACACACCAGGGCUUCGAGUCGGUCCUGAGCAUCGAUGCUGACGCGACAGCGCCGCCCCCAACACGAACAAAGGAGCUGCCGCCCCCACCUCCGGAGAGCGACCAGCCUCAGGGCUUCCUUCAGCGCGCAAAGUCAGUCGCCAUGGGCGCCAACCGCAAGCCGCGCCCACUGAGCAUGAUGGGCCCGCCUCCCACCACCCAGCAGAGCGUCAAUGAAGACCCCACCACCGCCCCCAGCAUCCCCCUCUCGCGCUCCGCCUCGCAGCGCAAGCCAUCUGGCAGCUACACGCAGCACCGCCGCUCCGCCUCAGGCGUCAUGUCCGCCGACGUCAUCAACAAGAUGGUCUCCACCGCGACCAGCCCCAACGCCGUCUCCCCCAACCUCACCUCCCCGCGCAACUCCUUCUUCGGUCUGCCCGUCAACGGCGCCGCCGCCCCCGGCACCAGCAACCCCGUGUCCCGCGCCCCCUCGGGCCAGCAAGUCCCAGCCUCCAACGCCAUCCAGGAGGAGAAGGAAGGCGACGCUAAGAGCGACGGCAGCCACGUCGACACACCCAGCCCUCCCCGCCGUCUGGAACGCAGCGAGACUGCUGGCCCCAUGACGGGUAAAGGUAUGCGCCCGCUGCGCCUCGUGCAGAACGAGCAGGAGGCUGUGCAGGCGCGCAAGGCGGCGAAUCGCGCGAGUUGGUUCGGCGGGCUGUUCGGGCAGGCGCCGCCCAAGGUCGAGCAGGAGAAUUAA